Molecule: messenger RNA, 2141 nt
Organism: Scylla paramamosain (green mud crab)
Lineage: Eukaryota; Metazoa; Arthropoda; Malacostraca; Decapoda; Portunidae
Product: methyltransferase-like protein 27
Exons: 7
Coding region: 160-816 (218 amino acids)
Source: RefSeq, a predicted model, not a curated record
CUUCAUCCAUCCCCCCUCACCACCUCUCUCGGUAUAUAAGGACACCGAAGAGACGACAUCGACUCACUUCAUCAGCUUCCUCAUCGGCUUGCCAGUUUACCAGCGCUACGCGGCCACAUACGCACCCACACACACACACACACACACACAUUCACCAAGAUGACCGACAAGACCUUGACGUACCAAAUGAAUCAGAUGUGUUUCCAGCCUGGCCUUAAACCAAAGCAGGUGAUAAGCUGCUACGACUCCUGGUCUGCUUCCUACGACGAGAUGAUGGUCGAUGGGACUUAUAAUGGACCAAAAAUGGCUCUCGAAGAAGUCCUAGAUCAUGUCCCUGUCCACCUGCGGUCCACUUGUCGUGUCCUGGAUGUGGCGGCGGGCACGGGACAGUUGGGCACGAUGCUGGCCAGCACAGGCUUUAGGCUUCUGGACGCUGUAGAGCCCUCCCUGGGAAUGUUGAGAAUACUACGGGAGAAGAAUGUGUAUAAUACUCUUUAUGAUGUUUACAUGGGGAAUGACGACACCAUGAUUCCUUCAGACACCUAUGACGUAGUGGUAGUGGUGGGAGCGAUGGGGGAGAAUCAUUUGCCUGUCACUAGUGUGGAUGAUAUGAUCUCCGUAACUAAACCAGGUGGCUUGGUGAUAAUAGUGAUGAGAAAGGAAAACCUGGUGACUGUUGAGGCUUACAGAGACAAACUGCAGCCUCAUAUGGACGCUCUGGUAGAGAGAGGCUUCUGGAAGAGAGUAACCCACAAAGUGGUCCCAUAUUACUUCUGCGACAAGGACGGACUCGUACUUACCUACAAAGUGCUGUAACACACACACACACACACACACACACACACACACACACACACACACACAUCGUCAGCAUGGGAAUCGUCAGUUUUCGGAAGCUUUGGCCAGACGGGCACCAUACGCCGAAGUGAUAUUUAUUGAUGCUGGCGGUGUCGUGUAACAUUUUGCAGGUGUGUGUGUGCUCUGAACUCUUUUAACCUGUUCAAUUUAGAACAGGAGUCUGAAGCAAGAGUUCUGCUGAAAUCGUGUUUACACCGAUCAUUCAAACAACUAUACACGUGAAGCAAGACACAAAGCUAUUAGGAACUGACUUUGCUUUGCAGGAAAAACAAAAUGCGUGGGGGUAAAAUGUGUAAGAUUCUUACUCACAAAGUUUUUUUUUUUUUUUUUUCCUCUGUGAGGGAAAAAAAAAUGUUCACCAUCACGCUUAUGACAAAUGGCAAGCAAAUAACAUUGAGGAUUUUUGUCGUCCUUCUUCAAAGUUAUAAGUUUCCUUCCGUAGCGCAACAAAGCGUCAGUAAGAACCCCGAGCUGAAGCGUCAUGGAGAAAUUUAUCUAUUAUUACUAAUUUGCCCUAAUAAGAGUUAAUUAACGAAGAAUAUAACGAGUUAUCAAUACAACAAAUAAAUAUGCUAAUACUUGGUUAUUAGGGAGCUUUAAAAGAAGAUUAAAUAAAUUUAUAUGGAUGGGAUGAUAGGUAGAAAUAGGCAAGUUUCAUGUAAGCACUGCUACGUGUAAACCUGAUGGCUUCUUGCAGCUCUCUUUAUUGUUCUCUUCUAUGUUGUUAUGACCAAAAUACAACAGUCCCAUUCCACUAAGAAGCAAGUCUUGGUAGUGCUGAACAAAACUCUUGAGACGAAGUGACAAUAGUUACUUAUAUAAUAUAUAGUAUAGUAUAUAGUAUAGUAUAGUAUAUAGCAUAUAGUAUGUAGUAUAUAUAUAUAAGGUAGUCGAUAGUACUUAGAGAAUGACGAUUAUAGGUAGUACAGUGACGACAUGUAUGAGAAAGAAAUGUACACUUUUUGAUGUAUGUGUGGUGUCAACAAACAAAGGCCCCGUCGUGGGCACCUUCUGCCUUUCAUUUUGUUUGCUUCGCUUUCUUAUUGUUAUUUGUUUUAGAUUUAUUGUUAUUUUUAUUGGCAUGUUGCUUCAUUGAUUUUUUUUUUUUUCAAUGUAGAUUUCGUUUAUUCUUAAUAUUCUGUCGCAUUUCCUAAUUUAAAACAUAAUGUGUUUAUUUUUUUAUAAUUAACCAGAAUAUAUAAUGUUUCGUUUGCAAAACAAACAAAUAGAAAAAAAAUAAAUAAACGAUGAAAAGAGAAAAUAUAUUGAUAUAUAAGUUCGUU